Messenger RNA from Schistosoma rodhaini, 303 nucleotides. The record is from the annotation of a GenBank genome assembly. Lineage: Eukaryota; Metazoa; Platyhelminthes; Trematoda; Strigeidida; Schistosomatidae.
AUGAAUUUUAUUUUUGAUUUCAGCAAAGAUGCAGGACAGCAACUUGGUCAACGUCUAUGUAAACUUGAUCCAUUUCAAUUUCAAAGAAUGAACAUGAUUUAUAAACGAAUAGAUUUGCAUACAAUAGGUAAGAUGUAUAAAGUUAAAUAUGGAAUAUAUCUGUCGGAUGAUGUGAAACGAAUUUACUAUGGUGAAUAUGCUGAUGCUUUGUUAGGACUUUUGAAAACAGAAGAAAUCCCAGAUAUAUAUCAACAUUCAAUACCAUUACCAUUACCUCCAUUACUUCACGCGAUUGAACCUUGA